AUGCAGUUUAAUAUAAGAGAACAACCACAACCACAACAACAGCAAUAUAGCACAAGCGAACAUCAGGAUGACAAUACAAAUUAUAUAAAAAACCUCAACAACCCAUCAUCAAUGAGGUUUGUUUUAAGAACAACUGAUUCAAGUCCAUAUAAAAUAGAUCAUGACCUUAGUAAUGGAAGCAGUGAUGGUCGUAAUAGUACAGAAAAAGAUGAUAGACACCCAAUAUAUAAUUUAACUAGUAUGUCAAAAAAUGAUAACUAUGAAAACAAUAGCAAUACCAAUACUCCAAACAAUAAUGGUAAUAACAAUCACAAUAAUAAUAAUAGUAAUAGUAAAAAUAUAAAGAAAGACAGUAUAAAUGAUAGAACAUCAGAUCAAAAUGAAAUUAUAAAAUAUUUAGAUGAAAAAUUAGAGCAAAUGGAAAAAGAAAAUAGCUUUUUUACAUCAACAAUGGAAUACAAUUAUCAUAACAAUCAGAUAAACUAUCAAAAUUAUAAUGGUAACAAUAAUAGUGAUAUUAAUAAUAAAGGUUUAAAUUUUAACUCAUAUUUUAACCGAAAUCAAAACAACAAUAGCAACAAUAAUAAUAGUGAUUUUAAUAGUGAUCAUAAUAAUGAUAUUAAGCAUUCCUCCUCAUCACCAUCAUAUCAAAAAGCACAGGUACAGCGAACAACCCAAAAUCAAACAGCACCACCACCAAGAAACCAAAAUAACCACCAGAGCACUCAAUCACCAGGUAUAAACAAUUUAAGAAAUAAUAUAAACACAAAUAAUUUAAAUGUAAAUAAAAUUAAUAAAAAUAAAAUAAUUGAUAAUAAUUUAAGUUUUGUAAUGGAUUCAAUUAAAUUUGAAAUUCAAGAAUUAGACAAGGUAUUGUAUUGGAUGCUUACAUAUAAACCAUCCAACGAAAAGGAAAUUAACAAUUUAAGAGAACAAAUCUUUCUAAAGUCUCAACAAAUUGAAAAAUUAAACGAAACCAAAUAUUUAAUAUUUAAUCAAUAA
Molecule: messenger RNA, 1002 nt
Organism: Dictyostelium purpureum
Lineage: Eukaryota; Evosea; Eumycetozoa; Dictyosteliales; Dictyosteliaceae
Exons: 2
Coding region: 1-1002 (333 amino acids)
Source: RefSeq, a predicted model, not a curated record